AUGGCACGCUUCCUGGCCGAGUUGCUAUGGUGUGGCCGCUGUGACAGAUCCCAGUCUCUGUCCUCCACCCCCUCAGAGAGUAUCCGGGUUACAUUCGAGUCGCCAUCAUCAUCCCCGCACCACUUGACAUCUGCCGCACGAAAUCUUUCGUUUGAUGAUGGCAGCCCCUGUGGCCAUGAGAUCAUGAAUAUCAAACCACCAUGUAACAAAGUUGUCAAAAUAGUCCUGUUUGUUUUGGUUGUAGUUGAAACCUCUCCAUACGCUCCUGCUGAAGAACUGCGAGAAGAGUUCAAGCACAAGCUGAUGAAAAAAUUCCCUAAAUCUACGGAGAGUUGCCAUGGCGAUGGAGGAAGUAGUGCUAGCGAAGAUGGCUUCAGGAUGAGGCCUGGACCUGGGAAGCGCCAUGCUGCUAGAAGAAGAACAACAGUUGUAAACUACAAUCCUGACUCGAGCCGAUCGACAGAUCAGGACGAGCGGAACACAUCCAUGUCUGAAAUCGACACAGAGUCGUUGUCAAGCCAACCAUUACAGCGGGGCGGCUCAUUGAGGUCUAGUCUUCCAAUCGUCCGAAGCCCCAACCACAGCUUUGAUCGCCCCAUUGGACUUGUGUUUUUGAUAUUCGGUGACGAGACUAAGCGUGGGUUAUUACCCAAUGAGGUGACCCAGCUGGACACAGUACGAGCGUUAUUCGUUCGAUCGUUCCCAGACAAAUUAAGCAUGCAGCUUUUUGAAUCUCGACCACAACUAAAGAUUUACAUCCAGGAUCAGAAGUCUGGGGUAUUUUAUCAGCUGGAAGAUCUCAGGGAUAUUCAGGAACAUUGCAUCCUCAAGGUACACUACUGUGAUAGCAACGAACCCCAGAGGGUUAGAGAGUAUACUAAAGUCCGCGGGAAGACUAUACUCUCCCCACCACAAGCUGCAGGUGACCCCAGGUCACCAACAUUCAGGGGAGACCACUCUGAGAAGAACGGCAUUGAUCAGACAUCUUCCAAGAUCGCAAGCUUCCCGAUUGCCAAUUCAAAUUACCAACAUCUCAGUAAAAGACCACAGCAAAUGCGAGACCUUCCUGAAAUCCGUUACCGACCUCUGACCCCUGAUGUGGCACACACGUCACCGGAGGGGCGGUGGAGAGGACCCCCAAUGGAGGAGCCAAGGCGGAUGCUUCCAGAGCGGCCGUUUUCUCCCGAUCGGUUGGCCUUAGGAACCAUCCCAGAAUACCGGCAACCCUCUCCGGGGAUGAAAAGGCACACAUCACCACGUGCCGUGAGAUCGGCACAGAGCACACCGACACCAAUGGACAACACAGGACCUAGUUCAGGCCGAAGCACACCUACUGCUUCUCUUACAGCACCGCAUCAGUAUUCAAAGUAUCGCUCCUUAUCACCAACGGGCAGAAGUGCCCCCAUCCCACAUCGAUCCCCGCCUGGGCAGUUUGUGCGAGACCGGACUGGUUACCAUAGUGAUGGGUCUCCACAAGUAAAACAUGGCCCCGUCUUUCCUGCCCAAGCACCAGUGUAUGUUGCUAAGGGAGCACGGGCAACCACUUGUUCAACUUUCUCUCCACAAAGGGCGACUGGGGCUCCUCCACCUAGAUCAGGGGAACCAGACAUGAGGGAAAUGCGAGACCCAAGAAAUCCCAACCGAAACUCUCUGGUCUACGAACCUGUGGGCAUCCCACCUAUUCCACGUCAGCCAAUGGGAAGACCCGGUGUGGAUCGGGGGGAGGGGCCAAGACGCCCGCAAAAUCUCGGUCCGGCAAACUCGGUGUCAGACGGACAGAUUUGCCGAAGAAGCCAGAGUUACCGAAUGCCGGGCGACCGUGCUGAGGUUAGAGGGCGACCUAGGAGUAUGACCCCUCAGGCCACAGAAUAUGACCCUGAGGGAAAAUUCCGUAUUGAGAAGAUGGAGGCACAGCUGGCAAACCUAACAGCAUGGGUGCAUUCAGCCGUUGUGCCCAAUGGCACUGGGGACCCAGGUUCAAGGUCAAGUAGCUUGAGAAGUCUUCAAUCAGGGAGCACUAAAUCAUCGUCUACAUCUAGCAAUACAAUUGUAGUUCAUCGAUAUGCUCAAGGUUUGAACGAUCUAUCAACAGCAACGAAGCACACUCAGACUAUCUAUCAGUCCCCGUUGAUACUGUCGAAGGAGCUAUCAAAUGGCUUGUUGUUGUUGCACAAGCGCACAAUUGAACUGAAAGUAGAGCUCAAAGGGUUGAGACGACUGCAGCAGCUGAAUAUGGAAGGGGCGCGCGAGUCGAUUGAUGAGGUGUAUGGGAAAAUUAAGGUUGCCUUGACAACUGUACCCGGGGUUAACAAUCGUCCAGUGAGGCAGCUGAGAUUGGAGGUGGACACCGUAUGUGACACAUUUAGACAAGACAAAGAGAGGGUCCAGAAACAGCUACAUGAUCUUGAGAAGUCUGUGGAGGAGAUGAGAAAUGAUGUGAUCUCGCGUCAGUGUCUGGUCAACAUGUCGGAGGUGGAGGGGAUGGCCUUAGCCCUCAGUCAGAUCGCAAAGUCAUUGGCUGAUCUCAAAGGCCGGUUACCUCCCCUGAUUUCCAGCCUAAAGUCAGUGAUGGCCGGUGAGAUGGAGGUGGUUGUUGGAGAGGAGAAAUUUGUGAAGGAAGAACCAGACAGUAUUGAAACAUGUUUUCGAAAGUGCAAGAAAUUGACAGGAACGCUCUUCACCAUGAAACGGUUGGCAUCGGUCCAAGAGCAACGCCCGCCUCAAAUUCCUGUGUUUGGUGGGGACCGUUCAGAGAGAGCCAAGAAAUCCACUGUGUUUGAAAACAUUCAGUGUGUGGUGCCAAACCAUGAUGCUCGUCUGCAGAGCUUAGAGGCAGCAGAUGCUUCUCGGGAGCGCAAGAGGCGAUUAGCUGCUCAACAAGAGGCUCUAAGGUUUGAGAAGAACUUGGAGUUAGCUACGAAAAACCUGAAAUCAAGAAACCAGCCGAGAGCAAUAGAAAGUGACAGCGGAAGAACCACCCCAGAGACUGGUAACAGUGAAGGCCUGGCAUCAGCAGGCAGUUCUGAUAAAAUCAGUAAUGUUGGCAAACGACAAAUUGAGGGCCCCAAAAAAGUGCCAAGAUCACAAUCAUUAGAUCCCGAUGAUCGGGAUAAGGAUGACCCUGAUUCUUUGUCCAGUCAGAAGAUGGCGGCUCGAGCAGAGUUUUUUCGCUCACUCCGCUCAGCCUCUCCUCCCGACCUUCCGAAACAGACAUCAAAGUUAGACUGGGUAGUGGAAAUUCCUAAAUGCCAACCAGUGCCAAGUUCGUCUACCUCUCAAGAUGGGGCGCCCGUAAAAACAGACUUGUCUUCCCCUUGUGCUUCGCCCGUUUCCAAGAUACCUGGUCCUUCGAUGAGGCUUUCCCAGAGUAGUCCAUCCAAGUCAUCUGACUCUGCUUCAAGCUCAAGUCCUACCAGCAUUCCACAACCAGCUCAAGGUCAAAAGGUGAAAUUUGGCUCAGAAGAUGGCGACAAGAAGAAAAUCCCACCACCGCCACCACCGAGAAGUUCUGCGCGGAGCACUACCCAAUCACAGCCUUCUUUCUCAUCAUUCUACAGCACGAUCUCGUCCCCAAGUAAACUGGAGUGCUCUGUGGCCGAAGAUCAGAGCAAUAUGAAUAUAAAGUCAAGCCGAGCUGCGGGGCUUCCCGUGGCAUCCACGCCAGUGGUUGGGGCUCCCAAAAAACCAGCGAAUAAUUUUGAGAAGGGCAUAAUGAAUGUGGUGUAUGUCAAUGUCCAUGCUGCACCCAAAGGCUCAGAACCGAGCAAACCAGCAGCUGGAAGGUUGAAUGUUGUCGACAAUCCUGCUGACAACGGCAACGAUCAGGAAAGUGAAGGGGAAAGUACAAGCAGUGUGGACUCGCAGAACGAAGCCUGGCGCCUACGCUCGGACGCCAAGGGUGCAAAGUCUAGGGGGGAUUCCGGGGCAGGUAAGCCCAGACUGUCGCAGGAGGAAAUGAAAUUUGCAUUAGCCAGAAAGAAACCCCCACCUCCUCCACAGCGCAAGAGCAGUGUCUUGUCACGCAGAGAUCUGACGGAUCGCUUACAAGACCAGACGACAAAGACAUACCACCUCAAGGACCAACAUCAGCGUCUGGAAACGGUGGAAACAGAGCAAGAGCAGAUAAGCAAGCAGCACCAAAUUUUGGAAGAUGAACAAAAGCAAAUGGCCAAGGGGAAGAAGAAACCUUGAAAUCUGGUUAAUAGCAAAAAGAUAAAGCCUGUAGUCGCCUGUGCCAAGAGCUACUUAGAAAUAGAAUAACGAUUCAACUCACACAAACUAUUUCUACAGGAGAUACAUGCACAUGAAAAAAAAAGCACCAUUAAAGAAUUUUAAAAAAAUGGUAAUGCUUUGGAUGAGGAGGUGUAAACAGUUUCCUGUGAGGCUUUCAUUUGGGAUUUUAGGACACGUGGAAAGCUGUCCCAACUCUAAGAGCGGCUGAUAACUGAAGUAACAGAGGAAUAAAUUCUGCAAGGGAACGUUAAGAAAGGACCAAGGGAAAGUUAACAGAAGUGGAACCUUAAAAGCUGGUAAUGCUUUUCAUGUUGAAAUGUUUCUAUGGCAACAAUGAAGAAAACUGCUGUGUCCAUGGCAUUGGUAAUGAUGGAAUUUGAUCUGGAUACAAGACAUGAGAUAAAGUCUCUUUGGAACUAAAACAAAGAUGAUAGCAAAAAAAUACCAAUAUUCUGGUGAGGUACAUUUCUGUAGUGUCCUGGAAUUCCAUGUACAUUGUUGCCAUGGCAACGUUAUUACAACAUCAACAAAAUCAAUAACAAAAGCGGUGAAUCAUUUGGCGCAGUUGUUGUAAUUUAAUCUGUUGAACUUAUCUAACCGUUGUUAACACCAUCUGUUGAUUAAUGUUGUGCAGAUAUUUGUCUACUGCUAUUGUACAUAUUUACACACAUCGAAUCAUGCCCCAGCAGGUUCCGCAAACGCAUUUCAGCAAGUGAUGAGCACUUUACACUUGUCACCCAAGCAGUUUCGCUUGUUGAAUUUGUUGUUGUUGUUACACAAAACAGGCCUUGUUAGUCCUCCGAUCUGGUGCUUUGGCUUUUACUAUAUGCAAGCCAUAAUUUUUCUUAAAGGCAAUUUACCACUCUACAGUAAAGUAUGUAUCACAUGAAAGAGGGUGAAAAAUUGUCCAGGAAAAUAGUUGGAUUUAUUUUUUCACGGUUUGUUUGACCUAGUAAAAUACAUUGGAAUAUUUCAUUUUAUGGUUGCCUGCUCUGACCACAAUGGGACCAGUGACAGCACAUAAGCGUUUUGCUACUUGACACAGUUUAAAGACAUCCACAUUUCAUCAUUCAAAAUGCAUACACAUGUACAUAUAGAGCUAUGGAUGCUUUCGCUGAUUUGACUUUGAAACAGAUUAUUUCAGGUAAAAAACACAGAUGUGACAUAAUUGAUGCCUUCUGGGUCACAACAGACCACAGUGUAAAAUCUAAUUUUACUAGGUUAGAAAAAUUCUUAAAAAAAUAAACCCAACUCUUUUCCUGGACAGUUUUUAAUGGUCUUCCAUCUGAUAUAUAUUUCAUUUUAGAGUGGUCUUUAACUUUAAAAGGGAUAGCGUAAAAUUCACAUCUUUAAAAUCAAAUGUUUGUGAAUAAAUGUUAUCUUUAAAACAAAGUGACAUUUCACUUCUUACUCUCCGACUUAGCUUUAUGAUGAACCUUUUUAUUUUAGGAAUUAUGCCAUUUUAUCAACAUUUUUUUUUCUUUCUUUUUUCAAAGCAAGUGUAUUUGAAUCGCAUUGUGCAAUAAGCAUAUGCAUACAAUAGUGAAUAUGAAUCAAAUGACAUGGUGCAAAGAGGUGCUGCAUUUUAAGUUAUUUAUAGUAAUGUAUACAUGUAUUUACGUAUUUCUUUGCGGCUUUAACUUUUGCAAGAAUCAGCAUUUAUUUGACAAUUUUGUAAAAUGUCUUUUUUUUAUAUAUGGCAGAUGGUUGUGUUGGCAAGAUAUCCAAAGAAAAGUAAUACAUUACGAAAAAAAAGGAAAAUAAAUUGCUUCCUGUAUAAUUUUAAAAUUUGUGAGCAUUGCCAUAAUGUAUUUAUUACUUAGACAUCAUGAUGUUAUGGUUUUUCUUGCCUUUGAUCUUUAACUUUUUAUUAUUUUGUGAAUUGUUCCAAAAAGAAACUAUUGUAUCAUUUUCACUAAAAAAAUUUGAUAGGUAGACUUUUUAUGCAAGAUAAAUCAGGUUUAAGUCCUUAAUGUUGGCAUUAUUGCAGUUGACUUAAGGGGACCAUUCUU
This is a messenger RNA of Liolophura sinensis, 6245 nucleotides long. RefSeq names its product coiled-coil domain-containing protein CG32809-like. The record is from RefSeq and is a predicted model, not a curated record. Lineage: Eukaryota; Metazoa; Mollusca; Polyplacophora; Chitonida; Chitonidae. Bases 1 to 4191 code for a protein of 1396 amino acids. Gene Ontology annotation, cellular component: cytoplasm. The transcript has 17 exons.